GUUUUACUCUAAUAAAACUCAUCACCUUAUUUUCCCAAUAUAAACUCCAGAUAACAUCAGAACCCUAAACCUCACCAAGCGGCCGCCUCUUCCUCUCCCAGGUGAUUUGAGCUUUGUGUUGUGUUUCUUGUUCGGUGAAGCAAUCCGCAAAGAUGCAGAACGAAGAGGGUCAAAACGUGGAUCUUUAUGUACCCAGGAAAUGUUCCGCCACUAACAGGCUCAUCACCUCGAAGGAUCAUGCUUCUGUCCAGAUCAACAUUGGACACUUGGAUGAGCUUGGCAGAUACACUGGCUCAUUCUCCACUUUCGCUCUUUGUGGCUUUGUCCGUGCCCAGGGUGAUGCUGACAGUGCCCUCGACAGGCUUUGGCAGAAGAAGAAAGGCGAAGUCCGACAGCAGUAAUAGGCUGUUUCUGAACUUGUGUUAGUUUGAACUAUUAAGUUGUAGUUUGUUUUGGUGGAUUAUGUUGAAGUUGUUUUCGUUGAAUCGGAUGAUACCUUCAAUUUGGUUAUUUUUCUAAUGGGGGCAGAGCUUCCUUUUAGUGAGAUAUGUCUAUUCUUAUUGUUUUGGCUUUCA
Messenger RNA from Theobroma umbraticum, 575 nucleotides. Its product is annotated as small ribosomal subunit protein eS21-like. The record is from RefSeq and is a predicted model, not a curated record. Gene Ontology annotation, biological process: translation. NCBI's taxonomy places the organism in Eukaryota, Viridiplantae, Streptophyta, Magnoliopsida, Malvales, Malvaceae. Gene Ontology annotation, molecular function: structural constituent of ribosome. Gene Ontology annotation, cellular component: ribosome.